This is a messenger RNA of Drosophila subobscura, 3798 nucleotides long. RefSeq names its product exportin-1 (gene emb). Gene Ontology annotation, molecular function: small GTPase binding; nuclear export signal receptor activity. The record is from RefSeq and is a predicted model, not a curated record. Gene Ontology annotation, biological process: ribosomal small subunit export from nucleus; ribosomal large subunit export from nucleus; protein export from nucleus. Gene Ontology annotation, cellular component: cytoplasm; nucleus. Lineage: Eukaryota; Metazoa; Arthropoda; Insecta; Diptera; Drosophilidae. Bases 416 to 3604 code for a protein of 1062 amino acids. The transcript is spliced from 7 exons.
CAACUGUGUGAACGAGGGCUGCUGAAGCAGCAUAUAUGUUUUUGCCUAUCGGGCGACACACUAUAUGGUCACAUUGUUCACACAAAUUGCAUUUCGCAUUGUCCGUCUCCGUCGUCGUUUUCACACGCUGCUCUUUUCUGGAAUUGGAAUAGUUCAGUGCAGCGGUCCAGAGCCAGGGAUCGAAUCGACAUCCACAUUGCCUUGCCACUCCGAAUCGCAACGCUCCCGCUUCACAACGCAGCCAUCAUCAUCACAUCACAGUUGCGCCCGUACGUACGCCGUCGUACCGUACCGUACACAACGUACACACCGUUCAGUUCACCUCAGACCGGAGGAAUAAGCUAAAGCAAUCAAAAUUAACGCGGAGACAACCUCUGAGCGACGCAGACGCGAACGCCGCUUCUACUACAAAGCGAUGGCGAUGUUGACCUCAGAAGAGGCGAGCAAACUCCUCGACUUCUCGCAGAAGCUCGACAUCAAUCUGCUCGAUAAGAUUGUCGAGGUGGUAUACGCAUCGCAGGGCGAUCAGCUGCGCCUGGCCCAAGACAUACUGACCACACUCAAGGAGCAUCCGGAGGCAUGGACGCGCGUCGAUAGCAUUCUCGAAUAUUCACAGAACCAGCAAACAAAGUUCUAUGCCCUCCAAAUACUCGAGGAGGUGAUCAAGACCCGCUGGAAGGUGCUGCCGCGCAAUCAGUGCGAGGGCAUCAAGAAAUAUGUAGUCAGCCUGAUCAUCAAGACAUCCUCCGAUCCCACGGUGAUGGAGCAAAACAAAGUCUAUCUGAACAAACUGAACAUGAUUCUGGUGCAGAUCCUGAAGCGCGAGUGGCCUCGCAACUGGGAGACCUUCAUCAGCGACAUUGUCGGCGCCUCAAAGACGAACGAGAGCCUCUGCAUGAACAAUAUGGUUAUACUGAAGAAUCUAAGCGAGGAGGUUUUCGACUUCUCGCUGGGCCAGAUCACGCAAACCAAGGCCAAGCAUCUGAAGGACACCAUGUGCUCAGAGUUCUCGCAAAUCUUUACGCUCUGUUCGUUUGUGCUGGAGAACUCUAUGAACGCUGCCCUGAUCCACGUCACACUGGAGACCCUGCUCCGAUUCCUCAACUGGAUUCCGCUGGGCUACAUAUUCGAGACGACGCUCAUUGAGACGCUGAUAUUCAAGUUUCUCACCGUGCCCAUGUUCCGCAAUGUGACACUGAAGUGCCUGUCCGAGAUCGCCGGCCUCACGGCGACCAACUACGAUGAGAACUUUGCGACGCUAUUCAAGGACACGAUGGUCCAGCUCGACCAGAUCAUUGGCCAGAACAUGAACAUGAAUCAUGUGUUCAAGCACGGCACCGACACCGAACAAGAGCUGGUGCUGAAUCUGUCCAUGUUCCUGUGCACCUUCCUCAAGGAGCACGGCAAGCUGGUGGAGGAUGCCAAGUAUGUUGACUUCCUGAAUCAGGCCCUCAUGUACUUGGUGAUGAUUAGCGAGGUGGAGGAUGUGGAGGUGUUCAAGAUCUGUCUCGAGUACUGGAAUAGUCUCGUCGAGGAUCUGUACAAUUCGGAGUUCUUCCACCCGACCCUCGAGUCGUCGAGGCGCCAGCAAGUGUAUCCGCGGCGGCGCUUCUAUGCCCCCAUUCUGUCCAAGGUGCGCUUCAUCAUGAUUUCACGCAUGGCCAAGCCGGAGGAGGUCCUGGUGGUGGAGAACGAGAACGGCGAGGUGGUGCGCGAGUUCAUGAAGGACACAAACUCAAUUAACCUGUACAAGAACAUGCGCGAGACUCUCGUCUUUCUGACCCACUUGGACUGCGUGGACACGGAUCGCAUCAUGACGCUGAAGCUACUCAAUCAAGUGAAUGGCACAGAAUUCUCCUGGAAGAACCUCAACACGCUGUGUUGGGCCAUUGGCUCUAUUUCCGGUGCAUUUUGUGAAGAAGACGAGAAGCGUUUUCUGGUCACUGUGAUCAAGGAUCUGCUGGGUCUGUGCGAGCAAAAAAAGGGCAAGGACAACAAGGCCAUCAUUGCCUCCAACAUCAUGUAUGUGGUGGGCCAGUAUCCGCGCUUCCUGCGGGCCCAUUGGAAAUUCCUGAAGACUGUGGUAAACAAACUGUUUGAAUUUAUGCACGAGACACACGACGGCGUGCAGGACAUGGCCUGCGAUACGUUCAUUAAGAUCGCCAUCAAGUGCCGUCGCUAUUUUGUCACCAUCCAGCCAAAUGAGGCAUGCACAUUCAUUGACGAGAUUCUCAGCACAAUGAGCAGCAUCAUCUGUGAUCUGCAGCCGCAGCAGGUGCACACCUUCUACGAAGCUGUCGGCUAUAUGAUCUCCGCACAGGUGGAUCAGGUGCAGCAGGACGCGCUGAUCGAACGCUAUAUGCAGCUGCCCAAUCAGGUCUGGGACGACAUCAUAUCGCGAGCAUCGAAAAAUGUUGAUUUUCUGAAGAACAUGACGGCAGUGAAGCAGUUGGGCAGCAUUCUGAAAACUAAUGUGGCCGCCUGUAAAGCUCUGGGCCAUGCGUAUGUCAUUCAACUGGGGCGCAUUUAUCUGGACAUGCUGAACGUGUACAAGAUCACAUCGGAUAACAUUAUCCAGGCGAUCGAGGUGAAUGGUGUCAAUGUGAACAAUCAGCCACUGAUCAAGACCAUGCAUGUGGUCAAAAAAGAGACUUUAAACUUGAUAGCCGAAUGGGUCUCGCGCUCCAAUGACAAUCAGCUAGUAAUGGACAACUUCAUACCGCCCUUGCUAGACGCUAUAUUACUAGACUAUCAGCGCUGUAAAGUACCAUCGGCACGCGAGCCAAAAGUCCUGAGUGCGAUGGCCACAAUUGUUCAUAAACUGCGCCAGCAUAUCACCAAUGAAGUACCAAAAAUAUUCGAUGCCGUCUUCGAGUGCACACUGGAUAUGAUCAAUAAGAAUUUCGAAGAUUUCCCCCAGCAUCGGCUCAGUUUCUAUGAGCUACUGCAGGCGGUCAAUGCGCACUGUUUUAAGGCGUUCCUCAACAUACCGCCGGCACAGUUCAAACUGGUCUUUGACUCUGUGGUGUGGGCCUUUAAGCACACAAUGCGCAAUGUCGCCGAUAUGGGAUUGAAUAUACUCUUUAAGAUGCUGCAAAACCUGGAAAUGCAUCCGAAUGCGGCGCAGAGUUUCUAUCAGACAUAUUUCACGGAUAUUCUUAUGCAAAUCUUCUCAGUGGUGACGGACACCUCACACACGGCCGGACUGCCGAAUCAUGCCAUCAUUUUGGCGUACAUGUUUUCGCUGGUGGAGAAUCGCAAGAUUACAGUGGACCUGGGACCCAUUCCAGAUAAUAUGAUAUUCAUACAGGAGUAUGUCGCAUCGCUGCUGAAGUCGGCCUUCAAUCAUCUAUCCGAUAAUCAGAUUAAAGUCUUUGUCACUGGCCUAUUCAAUUUGGACGAGAAUGUGCAAGCAUUUAAGGAGCAUUUGAGAGAUUUUCUCAUACAGAUUCGCGAGGCCACUGGUGAGGAUGAUUCCGAUUUGUAUCUGGAGGAGCGCGAGGCAGCCCUGGCCGAGGAGCAGUCCAACAAGCAUCAGAUGCAGCGGAAUAUUCCAGGCAUGUUGAAUCCUCACGAAUUACCCGAGGAUAUGCAGGAUGAAUAGAGAGUGUCCGGAUGAUGUGCCCCCCAAUUAGCAUGUUUUAGUUGAUGCUUGAUUGAGAACGAUUCAGAUUCAGAUUCAGAUACAGAUGAAUAUUCAGUUGAUGACAAUGAUUGACGUAUGAGUGUUUCUCCAUCGAGAGAGAGUAUAGAUGUUUGUUUGAUUGAAUGCAUAUAAGUACGUUAUAUAUAUAUAUA